Messenger RNA from Ilyonectria robusta, 1359 nucleotides. Its product is annotated as cytochrome P450. Gene Ontology annotation, molecular function: monooxygenase activity; heme binding; oxidoreductase activity, acting on paired donors, with incorporation or reduction of molecular oxygen. Lineage: Eukaryota; Fungi; Ascomycota; Sordariomycetes; Hypocreales; Nectriaceae. Bases 1 to 1359 code for a protein of 452 amino acids. The transcript is spliced from 8 exons. The record is from RefSeq and is a predicted model, not a curated record.
AUGUCGUCUCUCGAAUCUAAGCUGGAACUUCAGCUUCCAGGGAAAAAUAUUGUCAUCCUUAUCGUCGCUGCCUUGUGUCUUCCGCUGAUUUACAAUGUCUUCUUCCAUCCCGUCGCUCGGAUUCCAGGACCAUUCUUCGCCAAGCUAUCUGAUAUAUGGCACGCAUACCACCUGUCAACCGGCACUCGUCACAUGCUGCUCUAUGACCUCCACAAGAAAUAUGGCCCAUUAGUCCGCAUCGGACCAAACACGGUCUCUGUUGACACAAACGAAGGACUGCAGAAAAUCUUCUCGGCAACAUCACCGAUUGACAAAUCGCCUUUCUACCAGUCCUUUGCGCCGGGCUUCGACAGUAGCUUUGCCGCCGUUGGUGAUGCUUUCAGGGAGAAAAAGUCGAUCCUGUCCCAUGCAUUCGCGCAAAAGAAGCUCGAUGCCAUGGAAGUGACCUUCAUGGAGCACAUCAAGAAGCUUUGCGAGGUUAUGACCGCGCAAAAGGAAGUGGAGCUUGACGAAUCCCUAUCAGCCUUGACCAUCGAUAUCCUCUCCGACGUCUGCUUUGGUGAGACAUUCGAUCUGCUUCACAACCCUACGGAGAAGAAGAAAGUCAGUGGAGGUUUGGUACAAGCGGCAAGAUAUGUGUCACUGGAGGGGACCCUUUGGCGAUGGCCUUUGAUGCAAAAGAUGAUUCGAAUUUUAUCCAACAAGUUCACAACUCGCGCCUAUCCAGCAGAGAGAGCUAUAGGGGCAAUGAUCAACCAGAGACGAAACGCGUCAGGUAGAGAAGAUAUUUUCAACUAUCUACUGACUGCUAUUAAGCCUGGGUCUGGUGAGCUGUUUCUUGACCAGGACUUGUUCGGUGAGGCCAUCAUCCUGUUUGUUGCAGGUUCCGACACCACUUCGACCGCUCUUCUAACCACGUUAUGGCAUUUGUUAUCUCAUAAGAAUGCGUACGAUAAUUUGGCGAAGGAAGUCAGGUCCAAAUUUAGGUCUAUUGGCGAGAUCAACUACCAGGAGGCUCAACACUUACCGUAUUUGAGAGCGGUAAUUGAAGAAAGCUUGAGAAUAUUCCCGCCAAAUUCCGGAUUUAUACCUCGACAGGUGGUUCGAUCUAAACAGCCGUUCACUCUCCAUAACAUCGUUCUACCUGUCGGAACUGAAAUCGGUAUCGCAAACAUGGCCUUACAUCGAAACCUGUUGUAUUUCGAAAAGCCGGACCAGUUCAUUCCGGAACGCUGGAUCGACGGGAGCAAGAGAGACAGGCCUGGGUUCUCUCCAUUCUCGAAAGGUCCAAGAUCAUGCCUAGGAAGGAACAUGGCAUACAUGGAAAUGACUGUCGUCCUUGCAGCAUUUCAGGCCUAA